Molecule: messenger RNA, 1524 nt
Organism: Neurospora tetraspora
Lineage: Eukaryota; Fungi; Ascomycota; Sordariomycetes; Sordariales; Sordariaceae
Product: UreD urease accessory protein-domain-containing protein
Exons: 2
Coding region: 83-1063 (326 amino acids)
Molecular function (GO): nickel cation binding
Source: RefSeq, a predicted model, not a curated record
ACUUUAACAACAUUGCCAUGCAUCGUCAUCCCCUUCAAAUACCUAAAAUGAGGUGACACUUAUUGCACAUUGCCUCACCACUAUGAACUCGCCAUUUCCAAAAUCCUCGUCGGCAGCCGGCGAGGGCAAGAUUAUCGCCCGGCUUCAACCCGAUGGAGUCUCUGGCUUGGAGACCAUCACCUACCAGUAUCCACUCAAGCUCAUCUCCCCGUCAAAGCCGGCCGAGGACAAGAGCGUUCUGGUGUUCUUCCUCUCCUAUGGCGGUGGUCUGGUUGGUGGCGACCAGGUCGACCUCUCAAUCCAGGUCCAUCCACAAGCAAAGUUGACCAUUGUCACCCAGGGCCAUACCAAGGUCUUCACCUCUACGAAACCCGAUAUUGUGACGCGCCAGACACUGCGCGCACAAGUGGCAUCAGGCGGUGCCCUCUGUCUUUUACCGGAUCCCGUCCAGCCGUUCGCGGGCAGCGUUUACGAACAGACGCAGAUUUUCAAGCUGGCCAAGGAUGCCUCGCUCUGCCUCUUGGACUGGGUCACUCAGGGGCGGUCGGCUCGGGGAGAGGACUGGAGCUUUGUUCGAUGGCUUGGUCGCAACGAGGUGUGGACGCUGCCGGGAGACGAUGAUAGCGGAGGUCGACUUCUUGUACGGGACUCCCUUAUCCUGGACAGUGCACAGGCGCACCCACAGAUGAAGACGCUGCGUGAGUCAAUGCAUGCAAUAGGCAUUAUGGGUACGCUUAUCCUGCGAGGGCCGUUGAUGAAGUCUCUGGGCGAUUUCUUCUUGGCCGAGUUCGCUGCUUUACCGCGAAUCGGAGCGCGGGACUGGCGGAGUGAGAAUGCGAAGAAGGCAGAGGUCAUCGAGGGACUGUCGGCGGCGGAGACGUGGCGGCGUGACAGACUCAAGAUGGAGAAGGAUAGUGGACUGCUUUGGUCCGCUGCCCUUGUCAGGGGCUGUGUGGUGGUUAAGUUUGGUGCCCCAGAGGUUGAAGCUGGGAGAAUAUGGAUAGGAUCGAUGCUUGUGCAGGAGGGGAGCAUUGAUGAGAUCUUUGGAGACCAUGCACCUUGAAUCCAUGCGGCGUCUGUUAAAGAUAGUAAUCUGACCGGAGCUGCCUGACGCUGCCGUAUCUGGAGGAAGGGGGAUGAAGCUGUGAAGAUGGGAAAAGAAAGUGGCCUUCAUCCUGUUUGAGGAAGGUGUUCAUGGUCAUUGUACAAUGAAGUUGGCAGGAGCAAUGAAUAACCGAACGCAUAUGAUGUCUUCUUCACAAUGACUUCAGUUGGACAAUCAAGGGCCCAAUCGCAUUCUGCACGGUCGAUAGUACCUGCAGGUCCAAGAGAACCGCUCGCACGGACAUUGUUGGUUGCAGCGGUUAGGAACACUGCCCAGUUGCUGAAUCGCCCCUGAAGAGGGUGGCGCCUCUAUUAAAGAGUCCAGCUAGGUAGAUACAUAUCAGCUCUCCCAAGUGAAACAUUCGCAACCGGUGGCCAGCUGUGCAUUCUUGACAAAGCACAGGAUUCCAGACUGACUGC